GGCGGAAUGUGAGUGCGGGUACAUGCUCAGACAAACCAGCACGUUCUUCACUCACAAGAUGCACACUGAUUUCUCUAAAAUCCCGGAUACUACGGACGUCAACACCGCACUAUCAGACUGGGAGGUCCAGGACUGGGCGUUCAACACGAGCUCGAGUGCUGGAGUGAUGGCCAGGAAGAAUGACGCGGAGAACGUGUGGAUUAAGGACGGGAGGCUACACCUACGACAGAAAGGGCACAAGGAUGGUGAUGACGGGCCCAUUAGCGUUGCGGAGGUAGACAGCAAACGGACGGACUUCCAGCAUGGGAGUUUCAGGGCGAAGUUCAAGGUCACUGUGGAUAAGAAGGCGGUUGGGGGAGCUGUUGCUGGGUUCUUUUUCUACUAUGACGAUGAGGAUGAGUCAGAUAUAGAGAUCCUAACCAGAGACGGCGACAAAACCAUCCGCUACACUCAACACCCUGCGUACGAUAGUGCCACCGACACCACCAUCCCGGACGCAACCUUCCAAAUCCAGCUCAAGAAGUCAUGGUCAAAAAUGCAAGAACACCGCUUUGACUGGACACCAUCAAAAACAACCUUCUUCCAGGAUAACUCCGCAAUCAAGGAAAUGACCAAGAACGUUCCCAAACAUGAAGGCAAAAUCAUGAUCAACCUCUGGGCCAACAACGGCACUUGGAGCGGCCUCCCAUCAACCAAAGACGUAAAAAUGGAAAUGGAGUACAUAAUGAUGUACUUCAACACCAGCGCAUCCCAAUCCGGCAACGACAAGGACUUCAAUUCAGCUUGUGAAGCGGCCGGUGGGCCAGAGAACGAGACCGUCUGCUGGAUCAACGACAAAUCCGGCGUCUACAGCGAAGACUCAAAAGUCACGCUUUCUGCUUCUCCUGCUGCCUCCAUCUCGCAGAACCUGGUCCUCGUUGUGGGGGUGGGCCUGGCGGCGUUGUUGCUAGUUUGGACAUAAUAUGCCUCUUUUUCAGACUCCCUCCCCUUUUUUUUUUUACCCCAUUUUUGCUUUAGAUGGCCCUGAUUUACGAGGAGGGAAAAAAGAGGGAACGCGGGGAGGGUUUUUGUUUUUCCCCUUUAUUUCAAUUUUAUUUCAAUUCUAUGUAUUUUAAUUUGACAGCGCUAUUACGAGAUACUUGAGGAAAUAUGUUUUCGCUCACUGCUCUGCAUAAUUUAGCCCAACCCUAAUGUACACUAGGGCGAAAUCGUCGAUACACAGAGA
This is a messenger RNA of Tuber melanosporum (Perigord truffle), 1225 nucleotides long. RefSeq lists its product as uncharacterized. Gene Ontology annotation, biological process: carbohydrate metabolic process. NCBI's taxonomy places the organism in Eukaryota, Fungi, Ascomycota, Pezizomycetes, Pezizales, Tuberaceae. Gene Ontology annotation, molecular function: hydrolase activity, hydrolyzing O-glycosyl compounds. Bases 59 to 961 code for a protein of 300 amino acids. The record is from RefSeq and is a predicted model, not a curated record. The transcript is spliced from 5 exons.